This is a messenger RNA of Aaosphaeria arxii CBS 175.79, 1421 nucleotides long. RefSeq lists its product as uncharacterized. The coding region runs from base 94 to 1314 and encodes 406 amino acids. The transcript is spliced from 3 exons. NCBI's taxonomy places the organism in Eukaryota, Fungi, Ascomycota, Dothideomycetes, Pleosporales. The record is from RefSeq and is a predicted model, not a curated record.
UACAUUUUCCUUGAAACUUGUGAUGGACCUCACUGCAGCGAAGCAGAUAAGUAACUAAAAGGCUCUCAUUGACUUCAAACUUUGCGAAUACGAAUGUGCUCUGCCUUCGGCUCCCCAUCUUUAUCUAUUGUUGUCUUUCUCAGCUUUGCAAUGACUCUCACACGCGAGCAGUUCCUAGACUCGCCUGCUGCUCAUGCCCCUCCAGGCGUAGUGCCUAAUCUCGAGAGCCCUGACAAUACCAGAAACUAUGCAUUUCCUCUAUUCAUAUUUGUGGUCACUGUUACAAAUGCAGUGUUUCUUGCAAAGCUAUGGGUUCAGCUACGAAUCGUGAAGAAAAUGCUGUUGGAAGAUUACAUCUUGAGUGUUGCUUGGCUUGUCUACAAUGGGGCCUUUUGCACUAUCGCUGUAAUGAUCUGUAACCUGCCUGUUGGGAUGCAUCGGUGGGAUAUGGAUAUGUCUCAUCUGAUGAAGCAUUUAUUCCUCUUCAAUUGUGCCUGGAUCAUUUACGGGAUUUUGAUGAUAUUGAUCAAAGCCAAUAUCCUCCUGCAGUAUAUCCGCAUUUUUGUUCCAGACGGUACUCGCUGCUUCACCUCUGUGGCAUGCUACACCCUCAUCACUCUAAACACGGGCUAUCACACCAUGUUCGUGUUUAUGCUGAUCUUUGCAUGUGUGCCUCGUCACAAGAUAUGGGAUUCUACGGCUUCUGGGCGUUGUCUCGAUUGGCCCAUCGUUCUAACGAUAGGUAACACUGUUACCUUUAUAUCCGAUGUUAUCAUUUGGGCAGUACCGCAAAGGAUUAUCUGGCGCUUGCACCUAAACAGAAGUAAGAAGUGGGGUCUAAGCGCUCUGUUUACUAUUGGCAUAUUUGCUAUCAUCUGUUCGGCUGUGCGCAUUCACUACCAAAUUCUGCUUCUCAAAAGUCAGGCCGAUGUUACCUUUAUUGGAUCGAAACUCUGUUUCUGGGGUACUUGCCAGGUCACGGCUGGGUUUUUGGUCGCCUGUCUUCCUACAACACCUCUAUUAUUCCGUAACAUGAAGAAACGCACCUGGGCAGAGAAGUUAAGGAGCUGCGUGAGGAAGAUUUGGAAGCUUUCGACAUAUGACUCUGGUUCUACACGGGAAAACAGGGUAAAGAACUCUUCUUCGGAUGAAGGAGGCGGGAGUAAGCGGUUCGGUUCAGGAAGUGGUAAAAGAGUCGUGACAGAUGUGGAAUUUGACGAAUUGGUGAAUAGAGAUAUGUCCAUUGCAUCGCAAUUCACGAGUAGGGGAGAUGACGCCCAAAGCUCCUUUGGUGGAUCGGCUAGGGGCAUUUGAGCCGCAUGGAUUACUUGAAAGAUGUCUUGGAUGGCUGGUUCACAAGCAUUAAGUCUACACUUACUCAAAUAGAAUCAAUUCAUCAAUUGUUAGCUACCGGCUAUUUA